Capra hircus (goat) is the source of this 1080-nucleotide messenger RNA. RefSeq names its product olfactory receptor 1361-like. Gene Ontology annotation, cellular component: membrane. Gene Ontology annotation, molecular function: olfactory receptor activity; G protein-coupled receptor activity. The transcript is spliced from 2 exons. Lineage: Eukaryota; Metazoa; Chordata; Mammalia; Artiodactyla; Bovidae. The coding region runs from base 1 to 1080 and encodes 359 amino acids. Gene Ontology annotation, biological process: G protein-coupled receptor signaling pathway. The record is from RefSeq and is a predicted model, not a curated record.
AUGUUUAUUGAAAAGAACGUGCUGGGGAGAACCCAGCCCUCACACCUCGGGGACUGGGGAGCUGGCCGUCUGGAGCGGAGAGCCCUGCCAGAUAAGUUCAGCCAUUUCCACUUCAUAAAAAUUCCAGACUCGGACAGAAGAAACCAGACGGGCACGUAUGAAUUUCUUCUCAUGGGCCUCUCUGAGCACCCAGAGCAGCAGCCUCUCCUGUUUGGGCUCUUCCUGGGCAUGUACCUGGUCACCGUCUGGGGGAACCUGCUUAUCAUCCUGACCAUUGGCUCUGACGUGCACCUCCACACCCCCAUGUACCUCUUCCUGGCCAACCUGUCCUUCUCUGACAUUGGUUUUAUCUCUACAGUCAUUCCCAAGAUGCUCAAUAAUAUUGGCUCAGGAAGUAGACGGAUUUCUUAUGGUGGGUGCCUGACACAACUCUAUUUCUUUGGCCUGUUUGCAGACCUGGACAACUUUCUCCUGGCUGUGAUGGCACUGGAUCGCUAUGUAGCCAUUAGCCAACCUCUCCAUUAUGCCAUUACCAUGAACUCCCAACGCUGUGUCCUGUUGGUGGCUGGGUCAUGGGUGGUCACUACCUUCCAUGCCCUAGUGCACACCCUCCUGGUGACCAGGCUUUCCUUCUGUGGCCCCAAUGUCAUCCCCCACUUCUUCUGUGAUCUGGUCCCACUCCUAAAGCUGGCCUGCUCCAGCACUUAUGCCAAUGACCUGGUGCUCAUCCUUGUGGCAGGAACACUGUUAAUUGGACCCUUUGUCUGCAUCCUUAUGUCUUACUUUUACAUUGCAUUGGCUAUCCUAGGAAUCGAUUCCCCAAAGGGUAAGCAAAAGGCUUUUUCCAAUUGCACCUCACACCUCUCUGUGGUCUCUCUGUUUUACACCACAGCUAUUGGGGUCUAUUUAUGCCCUCCAUCAUCCCCUUCAGGUGGAAAGGACCGAGUCUUCUCAGUAAUGUACACGGUGGUGACCCCUAUGUUGAACCCCUUCAUCUACAGCCUGAGAAACAGGGAUAUAAAGGGGGCACUGGGGAAAAUACUCAAAAGAAACAUGUUUAACACUCUUUCUUGGGACUGA